AUGGAUAAUAGAUAAUCAGAACAGAAAUCAUUAAUUCAAAGUUAUUCUUCAUUUGACUCAUAUGCCAUUCAAGAUGAACAUGAUGGGAAUCUUAGUAUACAUCAAUUAAAAGAAAAGCCAUUUUUUAGUUUUUAAGAAGCAAAAGAUUAAAAUGGAGAAGCCAACUUAAAUGUUAAUAGUAAAAAUAACUAACACAAAUAAAAAUAACCUUAUGAGACAGUACAAUCUAAAAAUAUUAUAGAUUUAGGAUUUAUUAUAUACUGAAGAAAAAUUAGAAUUACCUUCAUAACAACUGAGACAAAUUCCUAAAUUACAAUAAAAUUUCGUUAACUUAAAGUUAUUAAACUUAUCUUAAAACUAAUUAACAACUGUUCCUCCUCAAAUAAUGUAAUUUUUAUUUAAUCCUAAUUGUAGGCGUAUGAAUAAUUUACAAAAAUUGAUUUUGAGCAGCAAUCAAAUUAAUGUCUUGCCAAUAUUUUUGCAAACAUUAAAAUUUUUAGAAUAUUUAGACAUGUAAGAUAAUUUAAUCAAAGUCUUCAAUAUAAACCCACCUGAACUCAAAUACUUAAAUUUAUCGAAUAACUAUAUUGAAUAACUCUUUUUUCCUAAUCUAGAACAUUUAUGUAUUUAAAUGAACUGUUUCACCCUUAUACCUAAAGGAUUUCAUAAAGUACUGUAUGGAAUGCAAUAUUUUGAAUUUGAUUGGUUUAAAUAUUGCAAACCUGCUUUACCUAUAAAGAUUAAUUUUGAAAAGUAUUAGCACAUAAAGGAUAAAUUGAUAUCUAUUUUGCAAUCUUCUAGUCUCACUUUUGAAUCUUUUAUUAAGCUUUUGAGUAUAUCUGAACCAAAUUUCUAUCAAACAGAUUAUAAGUAUUUUAAUUACUAAUUUAUAGAUAUAGAAAUUUAUUUUUUUAAGCAGGUUCAUCAAAUGAGAUUGGAAUUCUAUAUAGUUUAAUUUAAAUAAUACCUGAACAAAUAAACAGUUUAGAUUUUGAUUAAAAUACUCCAUUGAGUGCUUGUUAUAAUGAAGGUAAAACAAGGUAAAAUUAUAUUGUUAUAAAGAUCAGUCAAAAUAUUAAGGAGCUUGGGUGGAAAAUUUGCUCCUCAAUCAAUCCAUGUUAUUUGUUAAAGAGUAGAUUUAUUGUUUUUCAAAAUAAUUUUAAAUCUAAAUGAAGAAGAUAAUUAAAUCACAUAACAUACAGAUCUAAAUUUAAUUAACUUUAGAAAUAUAGAUGGCAAUACGCCACUACAUUAAUUAUUUAUGAAUUAUUCAAAGAGCCCAGAUGCUAAAGAAAUGGCUAAUCUACUAUUAUUAUUUGGUGCUGAUCCAAACAAUGAAAAUAAUGAAGGAUGGACUCCUUUAGAUUUAGCUGUUAGAAAAGGAUAAAUCACUGCUAUUUAAUUUGCAGCAGAAUAUAAUAAAUAAAUAUAUUAAUAGAAAUCACAUCAAUAAUUAUUCGAUUUCUAAAAAAAAUCAGGUAUAAGUGAAUGGUCAUUGGCUCAUGUUGCUGCUAGUGUUGGAAAUAUUGAAAUAUUAGAAUUACUUAGUUAGGUAUUCAUUCUAAAUAUAGUAGAUCAAUAUAGAUUUAUUUUAAGUUAGUAAGUGUAAUAGAUUGCCAAGACAUUUAGCAAUUCAAAGUUUAACCAUGCUCAAAAAUAUGAGAAAAUUAGAAAAAAGAUGGGUUAUUCGAAAUGUGUUACAUGAUUCUGUUUCAGUCUCAUAAACAGAGAAAAAUGUUUAUCAAAUGAAAAAUUAGAUUGAAAAAAAUAUGAAUAAGAAGCAUCUAAAUAUAGCUUAGAAAUUGAUUGAAAAUGAUGAUGAUAAUUUUGAUAUAGAUGAAAACUCUUUAAGAAUAGCUAGUGAAAGUUCUAUUAAAGAUAUAGCUAGUGAAUCUGCUCCAAUAUUUUAAAGAUUAGCUAAUAAAGAAAUUACAAGAAUGCAAUUAGAAAAAUAAAAUAUGUCUACUUUAGAUACAACUGAUUUUGCAGAUCAUUUGCCUGAAAUAUAGAAACUUUUAAGAAAUCAUAAUUAUGAAGUUGCCCUUUAAAAACUUAAAUAUGCAUUAUUAAGUGAUAUGCUUCCAUUAUCAGAAAGAUUAAAAUAUAAAGACUAUAUCCAGGUGAUUUAAUUUAAGAUGAAAUAUUAAAAAGUGGAAAUGCAAACUUAUUUAAGAAACAGCCUAAAUUUAACUUUAAGCGAAUUUCAAUUUAAAGGAAUUCCAACAGAUUAGAAAUGUAUGAAAAUAUCUUAAAAUAGCUAAAAUGAUAAAAGAAUUGAUUAAUUUAGUGAAAGAUCAAUCAAGAAAUGAAACUUCUAAAAUUUAGUUUCAUAUAGAAAAAAUGUAACUUGUUUGUUAGAAUCCUUUGCUACAUUAAGAUUUACUUGUGAAAGAUUUAACAACAAUAAAUGAAUUGAGAUAAAGAUUGAGCAAUAAUCUUAUCUAUGAUAUUGUCAACUAUGCUGAAUCUAUAUUUUAAUUGAAUGAUUAGAUUUAUUAUUGGAUUAAUACUAGUUUUGGACGAUAUGAUAAGAUAAUAAUAAAGUCAAACAUUCCAAACAUGAUUAAUUAUGAAUGUUUAUAGAAAAUGAGAUUCGUAAAGAAGCUAAAAGCAAGAGAAAAAGAUUAUGACAAUAUUGAAUAAGAUAUGAUUGAGCCUGAAUCAUCAAUAUCUUCCUAUUAAUAAUUUACUUACAUAAUAACACCAUUUCAAAAUAGUAAACGAUUCUGAAGUUUGAUAUUUUAUUAUAUUAUUCUAUAAUUUAUACUUUUAUUUUAAAAUAAAGAAAAAUAUGAAUUAUCAUUAAGAAGUAUUAAAAUUUGGAUUUAGUAAUUAGAAAUAUCGAUUGAUGAGAAUUCAACUCCAUUUAGAUUGAAAUGGACAGGAAGAAAUAAAACUUGUUGUAAUGAUAAAAUAUUUUAUACUAAUCAAAGUACUAAAUUUAUCAUAGUUCUAUCUUUACUGUUUAUUUAAGCCAUUCUAUAUUAGCUAAUAUAUGUAAGAUAAAGAUUUAUUCUUAGAUGAAGAUACAAUAUUAUGAAUUAAUUCUAUCUGUCUUAUCUAUAUAUUUAUUGAUUACAACUUAUUGCACAGAUCCUGGAAUAAUGCCUAAAAUUGUAACAUUCUAAUAUGUAUGUAGAUAGUUUUAUAAAUAUGAAGAUGAUAUAGAAAAGUUAUAAAUACCAUAAUCAACUAAGAAAAAAGAAAUUUAACAUGUUAUUGUCAUUUUAGAAACUCAUACAAUAAGAUUAAAAUAUUGUCCAACUUGUAAAAUAUACAGAUCCUCUAGACUAUCUCAUUGUGGAUUCUGUAAUAAUUGUGUUUUAAGAUUUGAUCAUCAUUGUAAUUGGAUUGGCACAUGUAUAGGAAGAAGAAAUGUAAGAUCUUUUUAUUUUUUAUUACUCACCCUUAAUACUUUAUUUAUUUUAGAAAUAGUUAAGCUCUCGAUUAAUUAAUCAUCUAUUUGUUUAUACUGUCUGGCUAUGAGUGUUAUUAUAGGCUUGAUAACAAUUCUUCUUUUUAUUUUAUUUUGUUAUCACACUUUUCUUAUUUGUAAAAACUAAACUACAAAUGAACACUUAAAACAUACUUGGACUUUGGAUAGUGGUAAUCCAUACUAUAAGUAAGCAGAAUUAAUACAUUUAUUAGGGGUUCAAUCUCAAAAAAUAUCUUUAACAUAUUAUUUAGUCAUGUGCCAAAAUAAAUGAUUUAUUUAAAUAAAAGAUUGUUUUCUUAGCCUAUUCUCAAGUUAAAGGAAGAUAAAUCAUUCUAAUAAGUUGAAAUGUCAAAAGUUAAUUCAGAGACUGAUUGA
This is a messenger RNA of Paramecium sonneborni, 3811 nucleotides long. The record is from the annotation of a GenBank genome assembly. NCBI's taxonomy places the organism in Eukaryota, Ciliophora, Oligohymenophorea, Peniculida, Parameciidae.